UUUCAAAGGAGAAUAUUCUAGAAGUUGAAAAUGCCGACGUAUAACUUUUCUUCUAUGGUCACUCAUGUUAACAACACAAGUGCCGCUGUCAAAAAAGCAGCGGACUUCGAAACAGAAUUGAUUGUGCCCCUGUACGCCAUCAUCUUCAUACUUUCGGUGGUUGGAAAUUUGCUUGUGCUCGUCACUUUGAUGCAAAACAGACGAAUGAGGACCGUCACCAACGUUUUUCUCCUUAACCUGGCGAUCGCCGACUUGCUGCUGGGAGUCUUCUGUAUGCCCUUCACUCUGGUUGGUCAAAUUCUACGCAACUUUAUUUUUGGCUACACCAUGUGCAAAAUUAUUCCGUAUUUUCAAGCUGUGUCGGUGUUUGUGACAGUUUGGACCCUCGUGGCAAUUUCGAUGGAACGCUACUUUGCCAUUUGCCGGCCACUUCAGUCGCGACAGUGGCAAACGCGUUUUCACGCUUACAAAGUUAUCGGCUACGUGUGGCUUGCCGCCUUCCUGCUCAACCUGCCCAUUCUCGUCAUGUCAAAAUUGAAAUCCACCAGAGACAAAGAUCGUCACAAAUGUCGGGAAGAAUGGCCUGAUUCAAUUUCGGAGCGCGGUUUUAACAUCUCACUUGACCUGGUGCUGCUAAUAUUUCCGCUGUCAGUGAUGGUGGUUGCCUACGCUCUCAUCGUUAGCAAACUGUGGAAGGGCUUAAAACGCGAGAUUCAGCACAGCAACCAGCGCAAGAAUCCAGACUGCUUCAGGGAAGAACUCUCCUUACGCUCGUUGCAAAAAUCUGUGAGCAAAAUGAAUCAGGUGCAGAUUAGGCACCACGCGACCAUUUGCUCUGCGUACGCUGAGCGCAGCAUCGACGCCAAGCGCAAGGUGAUCCGGAUGCUUUUCGUGCUGGUGGUCGAGUUCUUCCUCUGCUGGGCGCCGCUACACGUCCUCAACACUUGGUACCUGUUCAGCCCUGAGGCCGUCUACAAGUCGAUGGGCAGCACCGGGGUGGCUCUGGUGCAACUUUUGGCCUAUUGCAGCUCCUGUUGCAACCCCAUCACAUACUGCUUUAUGAACAAAAAGUUUCGUCAAGCGUUUGUUGCCGUCUUUGGCUGCUGCAAGGGCUCCGCCGUGACCUUGGCUGCCAGGGGGUCCUCGGCCAACGACAGUGUCAUUUUUGAAGUGCGGCCAACCACCACUGCCAAGUCGGGCAAUGCCCAACUUUAA
Neocloeon triangulifer is the source of this 1215-nucleotide messenger RNA. RefSeq names its product cholecystokinin receptor-like. The record is from RefSeq and is a predicted model, not a curated record. NCBI's taxonomy places the organism in Eukaryota, Metazoa, Arthropoda, Insecta, Ephemeroptera, Baetidae. The transcript is spliced from 6 exons. Gene Ontology annotation, cellular component: membrane. The coding region runs from base 31 to 1215 and encodes 394 amino acids. Gene Ontology annotation, biological process: neuropeptide signaling pathway. Gene Ontology annotation, molecular function: neuropeptide receptor activity.